Molecule: messenger RNA, 2208 nt
Organism: Sparassis crispa
Lineage: Eukaryota; Fungi; Basidiomycota; Agaricomycetes; Polyporales; Sparassidaceae
Product: Probable ATP-dependent RNA helicase
Exons: 11
Coding region: 1-2208 (735 amino acids)
Cellular component (GO): catalytic step 2 spliceosome; intracellular anatomical structure
Molecular function (GO): RNA binding; ATP binding
Source: RefSeq, a predicted model, not a curated record
AUGCCGAAAAUCGGAAUUCUGAGAGGCAUAUCCAAAAAGCCUCCGACAAGUCAUGUACAAAAACAUAGCAAGCUCAAUGACUGCGCGUGGAUGGAUGUUUCAGACGACGAAUCUAUGCAUGUCAGGCACUCAGCAAAGUCUCCGCGGACACCCUUGAGGAACUUGCAAGGCUCUCCAUAUCCUCGCCGAGAGCCUAAGAACCCAAGACGUAGUACGGGAGAUGGUAGAAAUGCGGACCAUGGCAAGGUCACCUCCAUCCAGGAGCAACGGAGACAGCUCCCAAUUGCGACGGGCAAGGAUGCUCUCGUGGAUGAAAUUCGCAACAACGAUGUGACGAUUCUCGUUGGAGAAACAGGAUCUGGGAAAACUACCCAGGUUCCUCAGUAUUUGUUGGAGGCGGGUCUAGCUGGCGAAGGCAUGAUAGGUGUGACGCAACCUCGUAAAGUGGCUGCCACUUCCUUGGCCGUGCGUGUGGCGGCUGAACAGAACGUAUCUGUUGGUAGCCUAAUUGGCUACUCGGUGCGUUUUAGCGAGGCGUCAAGCAAAGACACUCGCAUAAAAUAUGUGACGGACGGAAUGCUUGUUCGUGAACUUCUUGGAGACUCUCUCUUGUCGCAGUACAGCGUGGUGAUAGUUGACGAAGCACACGAGCGCACCUUGCGAACCGACCUCCUGCUCACGAACCUUAAAGCGAUUCAAAAAGUCCGGAACUCGGUAGAUCGGAAGGGUAAGAAGCCAGUAUCCAAGCUGAACCCUCUCAAGAUCGUUAUCAUGAGCGCAACUCUCGAUGCGGAGAAAUUCAGUGUUUUCUUCAAUAAAGCGAGAAUCGUAUAUGUAAAGGGUCGUCAACAUCCUGUAACAAUCUAUCACACGGCUGUCGGCCAACCGGACUACGUUGAUGCCGCCCUGCGUACAUUUUUCCAAAUACACGUCGAUCAACCAUCAGGAGACGUCUUGAUUUUCUUGCCAGGACAAGAGGAUAUUGAGAGCCUGGAGAAAUCGAUCAAACUGUAUGUACAGAGACUGCCGAAGAAUAGCCCCAGGGUCACUUUAUGUCCCAUGUAUGCGGCGUUACCGCCGAGUCAACAAGCGAGGAUAUUCUCUACAACACCACCGGACAGUCGUAAAUGCAUCUUAGCUACCAAUAUCGCUGAGACCUCUGUCACGAUCCCUGGUGUGAAGUAUGUGAUUGACACCGGGAAGUGCAAAGAGAAACGGUACAUUGCUCGAGAUACGGGAACUGGUUUUGAUACUCUUCUCACAAGAGACAUCACUAAGUCUUCCGCUAUGCAACGUGCGGGUAGAGCCGGUAGAGAGGGUGCCGGAUUCUGCUUCAGGCUAUAUACCGAGGAAGCCUUUGAUGCGAUGCCCAUGUCUGUAGAGCCGGAGAUUCGUCGUUGCACCUUGACAUCAAGUCUGUUGCAACUGAAGUGCAUCAAUCAAGAUCUCGAGGAGCUAGAUUUCAUGGAUAAGCCAGAUCAAGAGACGAUUGCUGCUGCAUUAAAAACGCUCUGGCUCCUGGGUGCGCUGGACAACAAGAAGGCGUUAACUCCAUUAGGGAGAGAGAUGGCACAUUUCCCCCUUGAGCCCAUCCUCGCGCGGAUCAUCGUCGCAUCCAAGGGUCAUUCAUGUAUGCUGGAGGUGAUCGACAUCGUGUCUGUGUUGUCAGCGUCUUCGAAGCUGUUCUUCGACUCCACCGACGAGCGCGAUGCUGCACUGGAGGCUCGCCGGAAAUUCCGUCAUCCCUCUGGUGACCACAUGACAAUCCUAAACGUAGUCAAGUCCUACCAGGAAAUUGUUGCACUGGAGACGAAGGCGGGUUGCAAGGACUGGUGCAGAAGGCAUUUUCUAAACUACCGGUGUCUGGUUGAGGCUAUCGACAUUCGGGACCAAUUACGCGAGGUCUGCUCACGUCUGAAGAUGGACUGGCACACAUCGUGUGGAGACAAUGAGCAGAAAAUUAUGAAGAGCCUGGUCAGUGGUCUCGUGCAGCAUACUGCUUUCUUGCAGCCAGAUGGGUCUUACAAGCAGCUGAUGGGGCCAUCAAUCGUCAAAAUCCAUCCUUCUUCGUCUUUGUGUGACAAGAAAGUGCCCGCAAUUGUAUACGAUGCGUUGGUGUAUACCAGUCAUAUCUUCGCUAGAGGCGUGUCUGCUGUACCUAGGAGUUACAUUGCCGAAGUUCCAGUUCUUAAUCAAAGGGGUUCAUGA